Molecule: messenger RNA, 1582 nt
Organism: Synchiropus splendidus (mandarinfish)
Lineage: Eukaryota; Metazoa; Chordata; Actinopteri; Syngnathiformes; Callionymidae
Gene: tufm
Product: Tu translation elongation factor, mitochondrial
Exons: 10
Coding region: 25-1365 (446 amino acids)
Biological process (GO): mitochondrial translational elongation
Cellular component (GO): mitochondrion
Molecular function (GO): GTP binding; translation elongation factor activity; GTPase activity
Source: RefSeq, a predicted model, not a curated record
CUUUGGUUUGUCUAAUAGUCCAAGAUGGCGGCGCUUUUGGGACUGCGUGCUUGUGUCUCCGCCCUUCAGCUGUCCUCGCCAUCCCUUCUGCAUUCCUCAUUUAAACUGUGUGCUGUGCCUCUGCAUCGGCGGACCUUUGCUGCAGAGGCUAAGAAGACAUACACUAGAGACAAGCCGCAUGUAAACAUUGGAACCAUUGGCCACGUUGAUCAUGGGAAGACGACCCUGACUGCUGCCAUCACAAAGGUGCUUGCUGAUGCUGGUGGUGCAAACUUUAAAAAAUAUGAGGACAUUGACAAUGCACCAGAAGAAAAAGCCAGAGGAAUUACCAUCAACGCAUCUCAUGUGGAGUACGCCACCGCAAACAGGCAUUACGCUCACACCGACUGCCCGGGUCACGCCGACUACGUCAAGAACAUGAUUACCGGAACGGCCCAGAUGGAUGGUUGCAUUCUUGUGGUGGCGGCCACAGACGGCCAGAUGCCUCAGACUCGGGAGCACCUUCUGCUGGCCAAGCAGAUCGGUGUAGAGCACGUGGUGGUUUUCAUCAACAAGGCUGACGCUGUGGAAGACAAGGAGAUGGUGGAGCUGGUGGAGAUCGAGAUUCGUGAGCUGCUCACGGAGUACGGCUAUGACGGAGACAACACACCCGUGGUUAUCGGCUCUGCUCUCUGCGCCUUGGAGGGACGAAAUCCUGAACUUGGUAUGAAUGCAGUUUUGAAGCUUUUGGAGAUCGUGGAUGAUUAUGUCCCUCUGCCGAAAAGAGAAUUGGAGAAGCCUUUCCUUCUCCCUCUUGAGGGCGUGUACUCCAUCCCAGGUAGGGGAACGGUGGUGUCUGGCACCCUGGAGAGGGGAAUGGUCAAGAAGGGCGACGACUGUGAGUUUGUUGGACACAAUCGCAGCUUUAAGUCUGUUGUGACGGGUAUUGAGAUGUUCCACAAGUCCCUGGACCGGGCGGAGGCAGGAGAUAACCUCGGGGCUCUGGUCCGAGGCUUGAAGAGGGAAGAUGUCAGGAGAGGGAUGGUGAUGUGCAAACCUGGCUCCAUCAUGCCUCACCAGAAAGUCAGGGCACAGGUUUACGUUCUGAGCAAGGAAGAAGGUGGAAGACACAAACCUUUUAUGACCAACUUCAUGCCAGUCAUGUUCUCCCUGACAUGGGACAUGGCCUGCAGAAUCUCCCUGCCUGCUGAGAAGGAAAUGGUGAUGCCAGGAGAGGACACGUCCCUGAUGCUCACGCUGCGCCAGCCAAUGGUGUUAGAAAAAGGCCAGAGGUUUACGCUGAGAGAUGGAAACCGAACAAUCGGCACCGGCCUGGUCACUGAAAUCCUGACCAUGACAGAUGAAGAUCAGUGCAACUGGGGCUGAUGGGUACCAGCAUGGUCGUGGGUUAAAGCAGGUUUAGGGGUGGGAGGGUCAUGGAGGAUCGGGUCGAUGUGUCUGCUCAAGUCCCACAAUAUUACAAACACAUUGCAAAUGAACUGAACAUGGCAGGAAACAUCUGUUGUAAGAUUCCAUCAAACAAAAGAAAAGUCUAAUGAAAUGUGUUCAAGGACAUGAGCUGUUCGUCAUUUAUGUAAUAAAA